CAGCAGGGAACCUCGCGCGGUCGCGGGGCUGACGGAAACGCGGGCUGGCUUCUCAAGCGACGCGAGUGCCGCGCGGCUAGAGCCACUGCCGACUCGCAGGCUGGUCUCGCGGUCACCGCCAUGUCGGUGCUGGGCGAGUAUGAGCGACACUGUGAUUCGAUCAACUCGGACUUUGGGAGCGAGUCCGGGGGUGGCGGGGACUCAGGCCCGGGGCCCAGCGCCAGUCCCGGGCCGCGAGCCGGUGGCGGCGCUCCGGAGCAGGAGGAGCUGCACUACAUCCCCAUCCGCGUCCUGGGCCGCGGCGCCUUCGGGGAGGCCACGCUGUACCGCCGCACUGAGGAUGACUCAUUGGUUGUAUGGAAGGAAGUCGAUUUGACCCGACUGUCAGAGAAGGAACGCCGCGAUGCCUUAAAUGAGAUUGUUAUUCUGGCACUGCUGCAGCAUGACAACAUUAUUGCCUACUACAAUCACUUCAUGGACGAUACUACCUUGCUGAUCGAGCUGGAAUAUUGUAAUGGAGGGAACCUGUAUGACAAAAUCCUUCGUCAGAAGGACAAGUUGUUUGAGGAAGAGAUGGUGGUGUGGUACCUGUUUCAGAUUGUUUCAGCAGUGAGCUGUAUCCAUAAAGCUGGGAUCCUUCAUAGAGAUAUAAAGACAUUAAAUAUUUUUCUGACCAAGGCAAACCUGAUAAAACUUGGAGAUUAUGGCCUAGCAAAGAAACUUAAUUCCGAGUAUUCCAUGGCUGAGACACUUGUUGGAACUCCGUAUUACAUGUCUCCGGAGCUCUGCCAAGGAGUAAAAUACAAUUUCAAGUCUGAUAUCUGGGCAGUAGGCUGCGUCAUUUUUGAACUGCUUACGCUAAAGAGAACAUUUGAUGCUACAAAUCCACUCAACUUGUGUGUUAAGAUUGUACAAGGAAUCCGGGCCAUGGAAGUUGAUUCUAGUCAGUACUCCCUGGAAUUGAUCCAGAUGGUGCACGAAUGCCUUGACCAGGAUCCUGAGCAGAGACCCACUGCAGAUAAACUGCUAGAUCGCCCCCUUCUCAGGAAAGGCAGGAGAGAGAUGGAGGAAAAAGUCACACUGCUUAAUGCACCUACAAAGAGACCAAGGUCCAGCACUGUGACCGAAGCACCUAUUGCUGUGGUAACAUCCCGAACCAGUGAAGUCUAUGUUUGGGGCGGUGGAAAAUCCACUCCCCAGAAACUGGAUGUCAUCAAGAGUGGCUGUAGUGCGCGGCAGGUGUGUGCAGGGAAUACUCACUUCGCUGUGGUCACAGUGGAAAAGGAACUGUACACCUGGGUGAACAUGCAAGGGGGCACUAAACUCCAUGGACAGCUGGGCCACGGAGACAGAGCCUCCUACCGACAGCCAAAGCAUGUGGAGAAGUUGCAAGGCAAGGCCAUCCGUCAGGUGUCGUGUGGUGAUGAUUUCACUGUCUGCGUGACAGAUGAGGGUCAGCUCUAUGCCUUUGGAUCUGAUUAUUAUGGCUGCAUGGGGGUGGACAAGGCUGCUGGCCCUGAAGUGCUAGAACCCAUGCAGCUGGACUUCUUCUUGAACAAUCCAGUGGAGCAGGUCUCCUGUGGAGAUAAUCAUGUGGUAGUUUUGACACGAAACAAAGAAGUCUAUUCUUGGGGCUGUGGCGAAUAUGGACGACUGGGUUUGGAUUCAGAAGAGGAUUAUUACACACCACAAAAGGUGGAUGUUCCCAAGGCCUUGAUUAUUGUUGCAGUUCAAUGUGGCUGUGACGGGACAUUUCUGCUGACCCAGUCAGGCAAAGUGCUGGCCUGUGGACUCAAUGAGGCCAACAAACUGGGUCUGAAUCAGUGUAUGUCUGGUAUCAUCAACCAUGAAGCGUACCGAGAAGUUUCCUACACAACCUCCUUCACGUUGGCCAAACAGUUGUCCUUUUAUAAGAUCCGUACCAUUGCCCCAGGCAAGACUCACACAGCUGCCAUUGAUGAGCGAGGCCGGCUGCUGACCUUUGGCUGCAACAAGUGUGGACAGCUGGGUGUUGGGAAUUAUAAAAAGCGCUUAGGAAUCAACCUGCUGGGGGGACCCCUAGGUGGGAAGCAAGUGAUCAGAGUCUCCUGCGGUGAUGAGUUUACCAUCGCGGCCACUGAUGAUAAUCACAUUUUUGCCUGGGGCAAUGGUGGUAAUGGCCGCCUGGCAAUGACUCCUGCAGAGAGAACGCAUGGCUCCGAUAUCUGUACUUCGUGGCCUCGGCCUAUUUUUGGAUCUCUGCACCAUGUCCCGGAUCUGUCUUGCCGUGGCUGGCACACCAUUCUCAUUGUUGAGAAAGUAUUGAAUUCUAAGACCAUCCGUUCCAAUAGCAGCGGCUUAUCCAUUGGAACUGUGGUUCAGAGCUCUAGCCCGGGAGGAGGAGGAGGCGGAGGAGGCGGCGGCGGUGGUGGGGGAGAAGAGGAGGACAGUCAGCAGGAAUCUGAAACCCCUGAUCCAAGUGGAGGCUUCCGAGGAACAAUGGAAGCAGACCGAGGAAUGGAAGGUUUAGUCAGUCCCACGGAGGCCAUGGGGAUCAGUAGUGGGGCCAGCAGCUCCUGUCCUGGCUGGCUUCGAAAGGAGCUGGAAAAUGCAGAAUUCAUUCCCAUGCCUGACAGCCCAUCUCCCCCAAGUGCAGUUUUUUCAGAAUCUGAGAAGGAUACCCUGCCCUAUGAAGAGCUGCAAGGACUCAAGGUGGCCUCCGAAGCACCUUCAGAACACAAGCCUCCAGAGGGAGCCUGGCCACCUCGGCUGAGCCCUGCGGGAGCGUGCACUGGGAAGGGCGCGCCAUCCACUCCGGGCUGUGCAUGCAGCGCUCUGCAGGUGGAGGUGGAAAGAUUGCAGGGCCUGCUGUUCAAGUGUCUGGCUGAACAACAGAAGCUACAGCAAGAAAACUUCCAGAUUUUUACCCAACUACAGAAGCUGAACAACAAAUUAGAAGGAGGGCAGCAGACGGGGACGCAUUCCAAAGGAACUCAGACUGCAAAGGAAGAGAUGGAAGUGGAUCCAAAGCCUGACUUAGAUUCAGAUUCCUGGUGCCUCCUGGGAACAGAUUCCUGUCGACCCAGCCUCUAGUCUCCUGAGCCUGUAUAGCCUCCAGGAAACUGGGAUCCAAAGAACUUCACUGCACACUUACUGAAUGCAGAGAGCGCUUUCCUGGCUUUGUUCACUUGCAGACAAGGAGCGCAAGGCGGAGGCUCUGAAGAGUUUCCACAUACACUUGGAGAGUGGGAUUGCCUAUUAGAUAGGAUCUAGGAGUGGCUUUGUUUUGGAGAAUGGAAGGGCCCAUGGCCCUGGCUUUGUCCUCAGUGACUGCCAUAACAGUGCAGCUCGGUACCUCGUCUGGUGAUCCCACCUUUGAAGAGGAGACACAAUGCUCACCUUAAUCUUGCUGGUAGCAGCUUAUAUCCCAUUUAUCAUUUUCACCAUUAAUUGGAAGCUGCCUUGGGAAUUCAACACCCGACAUUGCACUUUGAGUGGAGGAGGGAAAGUGUCAAGCUGGAGUGGGCUGGAACCAGGCGUGGCUUGUCCAAGGUCAUCCAGAGAAAGGUGAAGUGCUCUGAGCUCUCGUGGGAGCCCUGGGUCCAGGAAAGUACGUCUGGCGGAGUCAGUGUCUAGGGUUUGUUUUCAGAAAGUUCAGUUACAUUGUGCUGCUCAGCGCUUGAGGAGGAGGAGUGGGCUUAGCUUGCUUUUCCUCUGAGGUUGGUUGAAAUUUCUAGAGUGGGGAGUAGAGAAAGAAGGGCAGGUCCCUCCUCAUCACACAGCUGGAGUGUCAGGCCGUGGCUGAUGCAGGGUGGGCUUUCCUGGCCCUGGCAGAUACCUCUCAGAGACAAGGUGGCUUGUGGAGAGUUCAGUCAGUGGAGCAGUAGGAACGGCGUGAGAGAAGACCGUGAGGGAGAGGAAGUCCUCCGUUAGCGGCCUCCUCGUGGUGUCUUUGGGAGGGCCUGGAGUGACUCUGAGUCUUCUGCCCUUGAGAAGGCUUCUUACACCACUUCUUUCAUGGUUCUUAGGGUUCUGAUCAUGACGUCAUCAGCCGCAACCACUCCCUAUCUGUAUGUCUAGUCAGUAUUUUCUCCCCUUUGGUGUUUUAUGAAGCCAUAUCAGUGAAUCUGUAUCAUCUUUCCUUCUUGAGUGGCCCAAAGCCAGCCCUAAAACCUGGUAGUCCCUGAAGUCUAACAGAACAGAUAGAACCUGCCAAGUGAAAGGAGCUGACAGAGCUCUCUCCUAAUCCCGGAGUCAUGUCCUUGUAAAGAGGAGCAAGCCAGCUUUCCCAAGAAAGUGCCCUGGAAGUGUUUGAGGAUUUCACUGAAGGGCGUGAGCAUUGUAUUACUACAAAGGCUUAUGGAAGGUUCCUGUGGUGUUUUGGGUCCCAGGAGCUGCCUCGAUGAGUCUUCACACCUACCUUCCCAGAAACAGCUACAUCACUUUUGUUUCAUUUUCCCUAAACCAAAAAACGAAUGCUUGAUGUCUAAUAUUUUGGAAGGAUCUGUGUGAUGGAAAUUUUGUCAUUUCUCUAAAAUGGGUGAUGCAAAGGCUGAUGCUCCGGGAAAACCCCAUGGCUGGGGAUGGGCAACUCUGUUCAAUGGGAUCUUUGGUUUGAUGUUCCCAUUGUUUUCUCAAUUCUGGGAAGCCUAGUACAAAAGUACUAAUGUAAUCACUGAAGCCUUUUCUUAAAAUAAGGGAAGGGGCCAACCCUGGAUUUAGCUACAAAUUCUGGGGACUUGGGGGUCUGCAAUAAACCCUAACAAUGGGUUUUGGUUCAUCAUGUAAAUGCAACUUUGAUUUUUUAAAGGACUGCCUGGCCUUUCACCUUCCUGUAUUCCUCAUGCUUACCAUGUCAGUAGGCCUGAGAGGCAGGGUCAGUUUCGGUGUUAAUCAAGAGUGUUGCUUCUGCUGUGGACCAGAGGAACACGGGACGUUGCCGAGACUGUGGGGUGGAAGUGAGCAUUCAUGACAGGGAGGGUGUGAGACCCUGCCCGUGUCCCAGCGAGGAGUUAUUCUCCAGCAGUGGAAUGCUGUGGUCAUUUCUCUAACAUGUUCCCUGGGGAAACCUAGGUUUGCUAUGAAUCUGGCUGAGAAUCUAAGUUCUGUGCCUUAGAAACCAUUUGCAUUUUCCCAAAUUGUGCCUGGGAUAGCCACAUGAUUUUCCCCACCAAACAGUUAUGCAAAUAGAAACCAGUUCAAAGGUUGCAGCCGUGCAUUAGAUAAAAAGUGGAAGGUGAGGCAGCAGAAAUGCCUUUGAAUGGUUUCUGUGGCUAGUUCUCUACUUUUCUUCUCUGUGCCGUGCUAGGUGGUUCAAGUUCUCCAGUGGUAAUGCUUUUGAGCUACAGUGUAGUCUGAGUCCCUCCUCUGCUCUGACCCUGUUGCUGAAGAACUAGCUUUUGUUCGCCAGAUGUUUGCAAGGUUGAGGGUGGAGUGGUUUGGCAUUUCUGUUUUAAAUAAACAUUUAAACUUUCAA
Molecule: messenger RNA, 5455 nt
Organism: Artibeus jamaicensis (Jamaican fruit-eating bat)
Lineage: Eukaryota; Metazoa; Chordata; Mammalia; Chiroptera; Phyllostomidae
Gene: NEK9
Product: NIMA related kinase 9
Exons: 22
Coding region: 121-3072 (983 amino acids)
Biological process (GO): protein phosphorylation
Cellular component (GO): centrosome
Molecular function (GO): protein kinase activity; protein kinase binding; ATP binding
Source: RefSeq, a predicted model, not a curated record